This is a messenger RNA of Xenopus laevis (African clawed frog), 1859 nucleotides long. RefSeq names its product tetraspanin 5 S homeolog (gene tspan5.S). Lineage: Eukaryota; Metazoa; Chordata; Amphibia; Anura; Pipidae. The record is from RefSeq and is marked provisional. Gene Ontology annotation, cellular component: membrane; plasma membrane.
GUCAUCGGUCUGGAGCUGAUCCAUCAGCAGCUGAGCAGGAGGGACAUAUAAACACAGUGGCUGCAACUCACGCGGCUGUAUGCACGGAGGAAUUAUACUCCUACCCAUAUAAAGCAAAGCGGCACUUUCAUUCCCCGCGUACACUUGCUUUCCACACAGCGCUGCACACAUUGCCCAGAAGAGCUCCAGAGCCUCAGCAGUAUAAGAGAGCCAUUGCACACGGUGCCCGGGAGGAGCUGCUUUGGUUCGACUAGAUCUGUGGGCCUGAUCUACUGCUUCCACCUGGCUCCAUCCCGGGCAGUCAGUCCUGACCCCCCUCGCUGCCAGCCUGGGAAUCUGCCUUCAUGUUCCGGCAGCAUGUCUGGCAAGCACUACAAGGGACCCGAGGUCAGCUGCUGCAUCAAGUACUUCAUAUUCGGCUUCAAUGUCAUCUUCUGGCUCUUGGGACUUACGUUUCUUGGAGUUGGUCUGUGGGCAUGGAGUGAAAAGGGUGUGCUUUCCAACAUUUCCUCUAUCACAGAUCUUGGGGGUUUUGAUCCAGUGUGGCUGUUUCUGGUAGUCGGAGGGGUCAUGUUUAUCCUGGGCUUUGCAGGCUGUAUUGGGGCACUCCGUGAGAACACCUUCCUGUUGAAAUUUUUUUCUGUGUUUCUUGGAAUUAUUUUCUUUCUGGAGCUCACGGCGGGAGUUCUUGCCUUCGUGUUCAAAGACUGGAUUAAAGACCAACUGCAGUUCUUUAUUAACAACAACAUCAGAGCCUACAGAGAUGACAUCGACUUACAGAACCUUAUUGACUUCACACAGGAAUAUUGGCAGUGCUGCGGGGCGUUCGGAGCUGAUGAUUGGAAUUUAAACAUUUAUUUCAACUGCACCGACUCUAACGCGAGCCGAGAGAGAUGUGGGGUGCCAUUUUCCUGCUGCACAAAAGACCCUGCUGAGGAUGUAAUAAACACACAGUGUGGCUAUGAUGUCAGACAAAAGCCUGAACUGGAUCAACAGGAGACAAUUCACACAAAAGGCUGUGUCCCACAGUUUGAGAAAUGGCUGCAGGAUAACCUUACCAUUGUGGCAGGGGUGUUCAUUGGUAUUGCGCUUUUACAGAUAUUUGGAAUCUGUUUAGCGCAGAAUUUGGUGAGCGACAUUGAAGCCGUCCGAGCCAGCUGGUAGAAUUAUUAUCCUGGAUACAAAGUGCAAUGGAAAAGUGUGUAGUCUCACAGGCCAGUAUUACUGACUGCUUCCGAGGGUCAGAACUACAAAUCUAACAUUUGUUAAUCAGGCAGGUUCAGUGAUCUCUUCUAGUCUGGGAACUGCAGGACUCGGGCAGCACAAGGACACUGCUAUGGGACAGUCGAUGAAGAGACGCGUGCUAAUUAUUUCACUGUAAGAUGCAUGUCAGUAAUUGAGGAUCAAUGUGCUGCCUGUUUCAUUUCCAGUAAAUAGCAAACAAUUGUUUUACACUGAUGGACUCUAGGAAUCUUCAAUCUGCUUUACAUUAAAUGUGGUUACACAACUCCCAGCAGCACUGACAGCCCCAGGCUCUGGAGCCUCAACAAGGCAAGAUGGAUGUAUAAACUGGGUUCCACAAACUGGCACAUUUCAGACUUCUUUAUAGACCUCUCUUGUGACUGUAGGGGUUGGGGCUAAAGUGAUUUUUUUUAUUCACCUGUAUUUUGAGUGACAGAUGGGUGAGUGCAAUAUAUAUAUAUAUAUAUAUAUACACACACAACUGGUGGAUUGUGGCUAAAAUGUUUCUUUGCUGUGUAUAAGUGUUGUCCUAUUACAAUAUAAUUAUUACUUUGGAAAAACAAAAAUAAUUUUUAAUGAAUUCUCAUAUUACUGGAUUAAAGUUUCGUUACACUUUA